Messenger RNA from Xenopus laevis (African clawed frog), 3447 nucleotides. RefSeq names its product potassium/sodium hyperpolarization-activated cyclic nucleotide-gated channel 2 (gene hcn2.L). The transcript has 8 exons. NCBI's taxonomy places the organism in Eukaryota, Metazoa, Chordata, Amphibia, Anura, Pipidae. The record is from RefSeq and is a predicted model, not a curated record. Bases 125 to 2824 code for a protein of 899 amino acids.
CAGCCCUCCACAUUGGAUAUACUUUGCCAUUCCCUCCCCUCAGUGAGCAUUGGAGGUUGCUUGUGAAAGGUCACGCCUGCCCGUGCGGCCCCUCCCUCUCAUUACUCCGCAGGUCCCCGCUGCCAUGGACGGGCGGGGAGGCGGCGGCUGCAACGCUGUGGGGAUGCGGGGAGUGGAGGCAGCAGCGGCGGCUGCGGAAGAACAACUGCCCCGGGGUGUGGGGAGACGUGGGACCAGGAGCCCGUGUAGCUCAGCAGGGACGCCGGGUACUGGCAAGGGCAGUCCCAAUGGAGAGUGCAGGAGGGAGCUUUCCGAGACGCCGCCCCGGGAGCACAAGGUGUCGUUUUCUACCGAGCCCCCGCGGGGGUCCUCACCCGGCAAGGAGUCUGAAGAUGGGGAUGUCGGGGAGGAUGAAGCCAGUUCUGGGUUUAUGCAGCGCCAGCUUUCCUCCAUGCUCCAGCCCGGGGUCAACAAGUUCUCCCUGCGGAUGUUCGGCAGCCAAAAAGCAGUGGAAAGGGAGCAGGAGAGGGUGAAAUCCGCGGGGGCUUGGAUCAUACACCCCUACAGCGACUUCAGAUUCUAUUGGGACUUCACAAUGCUGCUUUUCAUGGUGGGCAAUCUAAUCAUCAUUCCUGUGGGCAUCGCCUUCUUUAAAGAUGAGACUACAGCUCCAUGGAUUGUGUUUAAUGUGGUGUCAGACACCUUCUUCCUUAUGGACCUGGUUCUAAAUUUCCGAACCGGGAUUGUGAUUGAGGACAACACAGAGAUCAUACUGGACCCACAGAAGAUUAAGCGCAAGUAUCUGCGGACAUGGUUUGUGGUGGACUUUGUAUCUUCAAUUCCUGUGGAUUACAUCUUCCUCAUUGUAGAAAAGGGUAUUGACUCAGAAGUAUAUAAGACAGCCAGAGCAUUAAGAAUUGUGAGAUUUACUAAAAUACUUAGUCUGUUGCGGUUGCUUCGUCUCUCAAGACUCAUUCGAUAUAUACAUCAGUGGGAAGAGAUUUUCCACAUGACCUAUGACCUUGCCAGUGCAGUAAUGAGGAUCAUUAACUUAAUUGCCAUGAUGUUGUUGCUUUGCCAUUGGGAUGGCUGCCUACAGUUUCUUGUUCCCAUGCUCCAAGAUUUCCCAGCUAAUUGCUGGGUGUCUAUUAACAAAAUGGUGAAUGAUUCGUGGAGUGAACUUUACUCAUUUGCACUCUUCAAAGCCAUGAGCCACAUGCUGUGUAUCGGCUACGGGCGCCAAGCUCCUGAGAGCAUGACAGAUAUUUGGCUUACCAUGCUAAGUAUGAUUGUAGGAGCAACAUGCUAUGCUAUGUUCAUAGGACAUGCUACAGCUCUCAUCCAGUCUUUGGACUCCUCACGCAGGCAAUAUCAAGAAAAGUACAAGCAGGUGGAGCAGUACAUGUCCUUUCACAAGCUUCCUGCUGAUUUUCGUCAAAGGAUUCAUGAUUAUUACGAGCAUCGCUACCAAGGCAAGAUGUUUGAUGAGGACAGUAUCCUGGGAGAGCUGAAUGAGCCCCUGCGGGAGGAAAUAGUCAACUUUAACUGCAGGAAACUGGUAGCGUCCAUGCCACUGUUUGCCAAUGCUGACCCUUCUUUUGUGACUGGCAUGCUGACCAAAUUGAAGUUUGAGGUCUUUCAGCCCACCGAUUAUAUCAUUCGUGAGGGGACCAUUGGCAAAAAGAUGUAUUUCAUCCAACAUGGGGUGGUUAGCGUCCUCACCAAGGGCAACAAGGAGGUGAAGCUCUCAGAUGGCUCCUACUUUGGAGAGAUCUGUCUGCUGACACGAGGCCGAAGGACAGCGAGUGUGCGAGCUGACACAUAUUGUCGCCUUUAUUCGCUUUCUGUGGAUAACUUUAAUGAAGUGCUGGAGGAAUAUCCCAUGAUGAGACGUGCAUUCGAGACAGUGGCCAUAGACAGGCUGGAUAGGAUUGGAAAGAAAAAUUCUAUCCUAAUGCACAAGGUCCAGCAUGACUUGAACUCUGGUGUCUUUAACAACAAGGAGAAUGAAAUUAUCCAGGAAAUAGUGAAGUAUGAUCGGGAGAUGGUGCAUCAAGCGGAACUAAACCAACAGCUCUCCUGUGGGAUGUAUGCCACGUGCAAUCCCCCCUCUCCCCAACCACAGGUCCCCUCUGCCAUAGCCACUCUCCAACAGGCUGUGGCUAUGAGCUUCUGUCCCCCAAUGGCCAGCCCGUUAGUGGGAUCACCCCGCAUCCUGAGACGCUUUCAGUAUGCCCAAGGAGGACCCAGUGCUUUCUCUUUGUCUCCAGCCCCGUUCCAGCCACCGCUGCAGCAGAUGCAACAUCACCCUCCCCUACAGCAGGUUUCUAGACGGCCUUCCUCUGUUGUGCCUAGUCCACCAUCACAGUCCCCACGGGUGUCCCAGAACUUUGCCUACGCAGCAAAAGGUCAGACGGGCUCCCAGCUGUCCCUCACCCAUUCUGCUUCCCCUUCUCAUAGGCUUUCUGUCCAUAAGAGUACCCAUUCUCUGCACUCCGGUACUCUUACCCGUGAGUCCCGUCCACUCUCUGCCUCACAGCCAUCCCUACCACAGGGGGCAUCACAGCUACGCAGCCCACCAGUGCCUCCUUUAGUUGCUGGGGGCUUAAAUGCCCAAGUGGGCAAGGCAGUGCCUGGCUCUCAAGCUGGGCCUAGGGUCUCUGUCCCAGCACGUCUGGCCCUUUCUCAUCAGUUGUCCUCUUCUAGUUCAGUUGGUGGUGUUCUGGACUCUGCAGGUGGAGCUUCACUAGGAGGAAGGAAGGAUUCUGUUGUGAGUGCCCCGGAUACUGAUCCUAUCAGGGGACGGCUGUCUGCUAACUUGUGACACAAUGCUAAAGAGUACCCUGUCCCUAAACUGCGUGGCAGUAGGACAGUUUUUAGAAGAGGAGGCAGUAAGUACAGCUAAUAUGUACCCACCUCCAUACCUGUGCCUCAUUAAUCUUUCCACUGCUGGAUCAGGGUAAUGCUAAGUAGUCUUUAGUGGCAGGGAAGGGGCUUUCAUGUGCAAUUAACAAUUUUGUUUUCCACAAUGCAUGAUUCUCCAAAGACUAUUAGCAGACAGUAGUGUGUAAUAUAAAACAUUCCGAAACCAAUGCUACAAACAUGGACCCAUACCUAGGACUCCCUGCCACUGGUCACUACAGGGGCCAUAUCAUUGUGCAGACCAUGAUGGCAGAUACCUAUUUUUUUUUUAUUAAUGCUGUUUGCACCUAUUAAUAAACUCUUGUUUUGUGGCUUCAUGGGGGGGUAAGUAAAAGAUGUGCAAAUUUUUUUUUUUUGGUAUAAAGAGUGCUGCCUUGCCCAAACCAUGUUAUACAUAGGGUCUGCAUAUGCAAACUGCUGGCAGUUUGCUAGAGUUUAGUUCUCCUGGGCUGGAAUGAAUCAGUGUUGGUAAUUUAGAUGUUGUAGCUCAGUAAACUCCAUGGGGUAUAUUUAUCAAAGUGUGAA